AUGCCGUUGCCCUUCAGCCUGAAGGUCCUCCACCAGGUGCUGUUGGCAUUGGCUCACAUGCACAAGAGGCAGAUGAUGCAUUUGGACAUCAAAGGCCAAAACUUGAUGUUCCAGGUCUCCUAUCGAGAUACCAUCUUGCCGCACGAGCGUGCUGGGCACCCGGCACCGAUGAUGGUCAUGAAGGCGCCCCACGUGGUGCUCGUGGAUUUCGGCACCGCGCGAAGGAUGGAGGAGGUGAAAGGUGAGCCCAUUGGCACCUGUGCCUUCAUGGCACCAGAAGUCUGGAAGGGAUGCCUCUCGUCGAAGGCAGACGUCUUCAGCUUGGGUGUGGUCUUUUUCCAGAUGCUGGCUGGGAAGUUGCCCUUUAAUCCGCCAGACACCAUAGACCUGGCCCAGGAAUACUGGGCCAUGGAGCCGUUGCCUCCCUGGAAUGAAGUGCCGUACACAGCACCUCUGUGUCAAGAGGUCUGUGACUCCCUGCUGCAGGUGCCUCAGGCCUCACGACCUCAGGCCGAGGAGCUUUUGCUUCACCCACUCUUCGCGGAUCUGCACGAACAUCAUCCUGAGGAGGAGACGGUGGCCAUCCCGACGCACUACGCUCAGCGCUUGGUGAAUUUUGCGGGCAAAGAUGUGCUCCAGAAAUGCAUGCGACUCCGCUUGGCACGCGCUUGGUCCUCAAACCAAAUGCCCAGUUUCAGGCGCCUCUUCGUGGCCUUGGCGCCGCAGGGGCGCUUGCCGCCCGCGCGCCUCGUGGCGGCGCUCUCCUGCUCGGGCCUGGCGGAGCGCUACGGCAGCGCGGCGCUGGUGGCACAGGCGGCGCAGCAGGCGGCCGACGCGCUGGUGAACGAGGAGGGCGCCAUCAGCUUCACCCUUUUCGUGGCGGCUUUGGCAGAUUUGGGCGAUCCAAAGUACGAAAACUUCCUCCUACAGAGCUUCGAGCAAGUCGACCAUGAUGACGACAGUCUUCUGGGCAUCGAGGACUUGGCUGAAUUGCUCUCUGCUGACAUGAAGCGGCAUGCCGUCCUGCUGCAGGAGUUCAUGGUUGCGUUAACCGGUCAUGCGUCGCCCGGCACCAAGCUCGAGUGGCGCCAGUUCCUGCGGCACUUCCAAAGCCGUGACGCAGCAGAGGCGGCACCCAGGGAAGCCUCUGAGUCGCCGGAAGCUCCUGACGUGGCCAAAGGGCCGGACGCCUUCUUCCAACACUUCGCUGGGACCCUGCUGGACCGCGCAGUGGAACAGAUGCACCGGGCUGAGGCGAAGGGCGCGAAGCGGGCGCAAGGGAGGUCCCUGAGAGGUGCGCCGCGCGGGCGUGCGCGUCGGCGUGGAGGGCGUGGUGCUGAGAGCUUUCGAUGUAGACGACGUUCGACCCGCGAGGCACACCGCGACUCGCUGACGGACGUGUGGCGCUUCAUGGAGGAGCUCCAGGUCUUGCUGAUGCAGGAUGAGGUCUUCCGCCAGAGCGACCUGGCCUUUUGCUCCGAGCCGGCCAUCGCCUGUGUGGCGAUGCAUCGUGCUGGGAAGCCAGUACUGGGCUACUUCGGGGUGCACGUCGCCUUCAUGAUCCACGAGGGGAGAGAUCAAAAGCGUCUUUAUGGGGCUUUUCUGGAGUUGAGCCAGGAUGAGCGCCACUCGUUCGCCACGAAAGCGCCCUACCUGUCGUUGCAGGUCUACAGCCAUACCUCCUUGAAGCUUCCGGCCAUCCGACCGCUCUCACUCUACACACAGCCGGUGAUCUAUUCCGGAGCCGAGUCCCGGGAAGUGCUCCUGAACCGGCGUCCUGUGCCUUUUUGGAACAGGCGCUUGUUGAUGAACUCCUUCGCCGAGCUCAAUGGCUUCCACUUCAGGUUUGAAGUUGUGGAGAGACUGGCGGACAAGAGCUACAGCAACUGGCUUUCUCACCGUGCAGGCAUCUACUACCCCUAUGAUUGGCUCCAAACGAUGGGUUUCUAUGAUUGGAUCAAUAUGGGCCUGCCGACGUUUGUGCCGGACACACCCAUGUACACCUACACCAUGCAGGGCACCAACAACAGGGGCUGGACGUCCUCGAUAUUCGAGCCGCCGAAGGAGAUCUAUCCUUACAGAUAUCAGGACUGGGAGGACUUGGAGUCUCGUGUUUUCUGGUGGCACAUGACUGAUUUCAAGGUCCUUCCCUGCGUGCAGCUCUUCGUGUCCCUUCCGCACCUCUUCCUGGCGCUCUCCCAGGUGCCGAUGGCAGCGCUCAGUGCCGAAAUGCGGCUUCAGCACUUGCAACGCACCCACUCCACAGCCAGAUAUUGGCAAGAGGCCUUGCUGAAAGCUCUAGCCCACGGCCAAAAAGGUGACGAUCGGAUGCCAGAUCUCAGCUUCCAGCUUGGCCAGCUAGUCUUUGAGUCGACCCAAACACCAUCCGAAGCCUCGGCCCAGCCUCGGCCCAAAGCACGCGAGCUGCGGAGACGAACCACGCCACAGUUGACAUGA
Messenger RNA from Durusdinium trenchii, 2457 nucleotides. NCBI's taxonomy places the organism in Eukaryota, Dinophyceae, Suessiales, Symbiodiniaceae. The record is from the annotation of a GenBank genome assembly.